Molecule: messenger RNA, 612 nt
Organism: Auanema sp. JU1783
Lineage: Eukaryota; Metazoa; Nematoda; Chromadorea; Rhabditida; Rhabditidae
Source: the annotation of a GenBank genome assembly
AUGACGGACACUAAGACGAAAGGAUCCAUCUCUCUUAAAGGAUCUGCUCAGCUUGUACAAGAGUUUUUCCAUUAUGGUAUAAAUAAUAUUCUCUACCAAAGAGGAAUUUAUCCUGGUGAUAGUUUCAAACGCGAAAAAAAGUAUGGUCUUACCUUAUUAGUCACCAAUGACUCCAAGUUGCAUACGUUCUUAGAGCCACUGUUGAAACAAAUAGAAUAUUGGCUCUCGAAAAAGCAAUUGAAACGUCUUGUUUUGGUGAUUUCUGAAAUUAAAACGAAAGAAGUUGUUGAAAGAUGGGAGUUCAAUAUCGAAACGGAGGAUCUCAACGAGGAUGGCGAAAACUCUACGCGACAGAAGGAUGAAAAGAAAAUUCGUCAAGAAAUGGCGGAUGUAAUCAGACAAAUAACUGCGUCUGUCACAUUCUUACCUCUUCUGGAAGAACAAUGCUCAUUUGAUGUUUUAAUCUACACAGGAAAGACUACUGAGGCUCCUGAAGAUUGGACAGAAAGUGGAGCAUGUCUAAUCAAGAAUAGUGAACAAGUGCAAUUGAGAUCUUUCUCAACUUCUGUACAUAGUGUAAAUACAAACGUCCAGUACAAGGUUGAUUAUUAA